GGGCGUUUUUCUGAUUGCAGAAAGCAGCCAUCUGUACUGUGUAAUAAGAUCUGUAGCGUUAGGCCCCAAAAACAGGAUUUUUCAUUUUGGGUUCAUUCAAGUAAUAACAUGCCAAAGAAAAAGACUGGUGCUCGCAAAAAGGCCGAGAAACAGAGGGAGCGGCAGAAAGGAAUCCGUGCAGGCAAUGACCUGAAAAGCAUUGUAGAUUGGCCAUGCAAUUUUACCAUGGAGUGUGAUAAGUGUAAAAGGCGACAGAAGAACAGGGCUUUUUGUUACUUUUGUCAGGCAGUACAAAAACUACCAGUUUGCGCCCAUUGUGGUAAAACUAAGUGCAUGCAGAAGUCUGGAGAUUGUGUUGUAAAACAUCCAGGAAACUUUGCUGUUGGCAUGGCAAUGGUGGGUGCUAUAUGUGAUUUCUGCGAAGCAUUUGUCUGCCACGGUCGUAAAUGUCUGACCACUCACGCUUGUGAAUGUCCGAUUGCAGAUGCCGAGUGCAUUGAAUGCGAGCGUGGAGUCUGGAACCAUGGUGGUAGGAUAUUCAAAUGUUCUUUCUGUAGUGAACACCUGUGUGAAGAUGAUCAGUUUGAGCAUCAGGCUAGCUGCCAGGUCCUUGAUGCUGAAUCAUAUAAAUGCUUAUCAUGUAAUAAACUUGGCCAGUAUUCUUGUUUAAGGUGUAAGAUUUGUUUUUGCGAAGAUCACAUUAGGCGGAAGGGGUUUAAGUAUGAAAAAACUGUUGCCAUUCCAUGUCCUAAAUGCGGUUACGAUACCAAAGAGACAAAGAAUCUGUGCAUGUCAACUCGUAAAAUUGAUUUUGGUCGUCAACAAGCAAGCGGUUACGGAGAUGAUGAUGAUGGUUAUGGAGAUGAUGACUAUUACUCUUACGGUGCAUCAUAUGGAGGUGGGCAAGGCUAUAGUUAUGGAAAUGGGAAUAAUUAUGAUGAUGCGGAUGAAGACGAUGAGGAUAAUGAAGAAGAAGAAGAGGAGGAGGAGGAUGAAGAGGAUGAUGAAUUAUCUAAUCCACUGUCAACCUUAGAUAUUGGUCCAACAUACGCAUCAUCCAAGGCAGAAUACAAAUGAAGAUGGUAAGGAUGAGGAAGAGGACAAUACCAAAUGGUAGAUAAAGAGGAGAAGAACACAAAGUUAAUAGAAUAUAUAAUCCAAUAACAACAUUAGAUAUUGGUCUAACAUAUGCAUCGUCAAUGCACUAUACACAAGAUGAUAAGAAUGAUGAUGAUGAGAUAGAUAGUACUGAAUGAAGAGGAGAAACAAAAGAUAUAAUUUUGGAUGUUGCUCAAUGUAUUGAUACAUUUUCCACGCCCCAGUACAAAUUUGAAAAUGAUAAAUGUUUGCUAACAUUAAAAAAAAUAUUCAUUUAUUUUAUAUAAUUAAUAACAAAUAUUAUAUUCCUUGUGAAUUGGCAUACACCCUCUGAUGAGCUGUCUGCUACAAUAAGUUAUUGCACAGUCAAAAUGAACAUGUAUGGAGUUUUUUGUGUAGUCUAACACAGGAUAAAUCCGGAAAGAGCCAUUUACGGUUCUUAUUUUCUCCAUGCUCGAACAGGUGUUAAACUCGAACCUCCUACUGAUAUCCGCCGAUAAUCCAACGCUGCAAAUUGCAGUGUUUUGGUGGAGCAAAACUGACCUAUUUGCGCAUGCGUUAGCAGCAGGAAGCAUUUUUGUUUAAUCCCUUUCUGAUUGUUCCUAAUUUGUUUUGGCACACGCCAGAAGUAAACUUUGUUUACAUUUUACUGGUUUCUGCUUCUUUUACAGUUCAUUUCAGAAAACAAAACUGAUAAAAAAAAAUUAUUUCAAUGGAGGGCUAGCCUAGAAUCCAGAUUGUUACCUUAUUACGUCCGUACGUCGCAUGCAUACUUGAUCACUGUUUAUUAUGGUAGUAAUUUGCUGUUUUUAAACUAAGAAGGUAUAAAGUUUAAACUACCAUUGUGAAAGAAUGAAAGUUUAUUCAUGGUUUAUACGCCCACAAUAUGCACAUCUGCAAUUUAUUGGGAAUUUGCCAUGUAUGCUGCAUGAAUGAAGCUGCUUAUUGUUGUAGCUUCUUCUGUCAUUUCAUCACUUGAUUUUGAGUCUCCGUUGAUGCCGCCUUCUAUUCCAAUUAAAUAUCCUGCCAUUUCCAGGAUAUGUGCCUGGAUACAUACCAACGCUGUGACUAUUGCCGUUAUUACAAAUUUACCUUUUUAAAAUGGCCAAUAAUAAAUGUGUCAAUUAUAGCAAACGAUGUUAUUUUGUUAUUUUUGACUACUGUUAUUAAUGAUCACUUGUGAAAUGAGGCACAGAUUAUAUCUAGAGAGAUGAAAACAGAAAAAUAGAAAUCAUUGGAUAGAAACUCUAUUAACCUUAAGAUUUACAUCCGAGGUUAGUGGUUCUUUUAAAGCAUAAAUCAUGCGCGAACAGGUAGACCACCCGCGGAUAUAAUACCGGUAAGAACCCGUCAUAAAUUUUUCACAUUUUCGCCCAAAGCACCCUAUUUAAAUAAUCAUGAAUAUUUAACAGCAACAGUUGGUUAUUAUUUUCACUCUGGUACAUGAUGAACAUGUUACUUCAUUUUAGUGAUAAAUGUUUUAUGGACAAAAUUGUAGGUAGUAAUAGGCCUAUUUUAUUUGUGCAUAAUCUUGCCUAAGCAGCAUUAUAAUAUAAUAACAAUAUACGUUUAUUUAUUCUUCUAUACUGUGAAUAAACAUUGAAGA
Molecule: messenger RNA, 2704 nt
Organism: Anneissia japonica
Lineage: Eukaryota; Metazoa; Echinodermata; Crinoidea; Comatulida; Comatulidae
Product: zinc finger protein 330 homolog
Exons: 11
Coding region: 109-1077 (322 amino acids)
Cellular component (GO): nucleus
Molecular function (GO): zinc ion binding
Source: RefSeq, a predicted model, not a curated record